AUGGCAUCGAACACAAAUUCCCACAAAAGAACCCUGGCCAUUUUCGGCGCAACCGGCCGCACGGGCAGCGAAUCCCUGAAGGCCCUCCUCGCGAACCCCUCCAACCCGUUCGACCUCAAAGUCUAUGUCCGCUCCAAGGAUAAGCUGGUUUCUAUGUUUCCUUCCUUCAAGAGCGUAGAAAUAGUCGAAGGCCAAGUCACCGACGUCUCUCGCGUGAAGGGAUUUCUAGACGGCGCCGACACGAUCAUUUGCGCCCUCGGCGAGAACGAAAACAGGCCUGGCAUCCGCGUGCUCACCGAUGCGUCGCGCACUAUCGUCACCGCACUCAAGCAGCUGAAGGACGGGUCUAGUUCGUCAGCAUGGAAGACGCCGCGCGUGUUGCUGUUAUCGUCAGCGACGUGGAACGAGCGCUUUGAGGCGCAGCAGCCGGCGCUGAUCAGCUGGCUCGUCAAGAAUGCGUUCUACUACCCGUACCAGGAUCUCCUCAAUGCGCACAGGACGUUCAAAGAGGCAGAGAAGGAAGACGCGCUGUCAUUGUUGUUGGUGCAACCACCAGCCAUCAUCGAAGAGGACGGAAGCGGGCACCACAUCGGCGUCGAGUCGAUUGGCAUGAUGGUGUCGUACGCCGACCUUGGCGCGGGCUUCGCGGAGCUGGCCUCGGAAGACCGGUACCGCGAACUCAAGGCAAUCGGGGUUUGGUCCGAAAGAUCAAAAGAGGGAUUUCGCAGGUACGGGCCAGAGGUCUUGUCGCGUAUGGUGAUAGGAUUGCUUGCGAGCUUUAUGCCUGGAUUCCUGUUCAUCAAAGCGCUGUUCAACAAGGUGUUUGGUUAG
Molecule: messenger RNA, 831 nt
Organism: Colletotrichum siamense
Lineage: Eukaryota; Fungi; Ascomycota; Sordariomycetes; Glomerellales; Glomerellaceae
Gene: avfA
Product: Averufin oxidase A
Exons: 1
Coding region: 1-831 (276 amino acids)
Source: RefSeq, a predicted model, not a curated record